GAGCAGAGCUUGGUACAGCCCAAAUAGUUUUCAGGUUAAGAAAGCCAGAAUCUUUGUUCAGCCGCACUGACUGAACAGACUUUGUAGGGGUUACCUGGCCAAGAGCAGCAGCAGCAGCAGCAGCAGCAGCAGCAGCAGCAGCAGCAGCAGCGGAGGCAGCAGCAGCGGCAACUGGGAUAACUCAGACAUAGUUUGACACUAUGGGUCCUCCUCUGAAGCUCUUCAAAAACCAGAAGUACCUGGAACUGAAACAGGAAUGCAUCAAAGAUGGUAUACUUUUCUGUGAUCCAACGUUUUUGCCUGAGAAUGAUUCACUUUUUUACAACCGACUGCUUCCUGGGAAGGUGGUGUGGAAACGUCCCCAGGACAUCUGUGAUGACCCCCGUCUGAUUGUGGGCAACAUCAGCAACCACCAGCUGAUCCAAGGGAGACUGGGGCACAAGCCAAUGGUCUCUGCAUUCUCCUGUUUGGCUGUCCAGGAGUCUCACUGGACAAAGACAAUUCCCAACCAUAAGGAACAGGAAUGGGACCCUCGAAAAGUAGAUAAAUAUGCUGGGAUAUUUCGCUUCCGUUUCUGGCAUUUUGGAGAAUGGACUGAGGUGGUGAUUGAUGACUUGCUGCCCACCAUCAAUGGAGAUCUGGUUUUCUCCUUCUCCACCUCCAUGAAUGAGUUUUGGAAUGCUCUAUUGGAAAAAGCUUAUGCAAAGCUGCUUGGCUGUUAUGAAGCCCUUGAUGGUUUGACCACCACUGAUAUCAUAGUGGACUUCACUGGCACAUUGGCCGAAACUGUUGACAUGCAGAAGGGAAGAUACACUGAGCUCGUUGAGGAGAAGUACAAGCUGUUCAAAGAAUUGUACAAAACAUUUACCAAAGGAGGUCUGAUCUGUUGCUCCAUUGAGUCUCCCAGUCAGGAAGAACAAGAAGUUGAAACUGAUUGGGGUCUACUGAAGGGCCAUACCUACACAAUGACUGAUAUACGGAAGAUCCGUCUUGGAGAGAGACUUGUGGAAGUCUUCAGUACUGAGAAACUGUAUAUGAUUCGCCUGAGGAACCCCUUGGGAAGACAGGAAUGGAGCGGCCCCUGGAGUGAAAUUUCUGAAGAGUGGCAGCAACUGACUGCAGCAGAUCGCAAGAACCUGGAGCUUGUUAUGUCUGAUGAUGGAGAGUUUUGGAUGAGCCUGGAGGACUUUUGUCGCAACUUUCAUGAACUGCAUGUCUGCCGCAAUGUGAACAACCCCAUUUUUGGCCACAAGGAGCUGGAAUCAGUGGUGGGAUGCUGGACUGUGGAUGAUGAUCCCCUGAUGAACCGUUCAGGAGGCUGCUAUAACAACCGUGAUACCUUCCUGCAGAAUCCUCAGUACAUCUUCACUGUGCCUGAGGAUGGGCACAAGGUCAUCAUGUCACUGCAGCAGAAGGAUAUGCGUACAUACCGCCGCAUGGGAAGACCUGACAAUUACAUCAUUGGCUUUGAGCUCUUCAAGGUGGAGAUGAACCGCAAAUUUCGCCUUCACCACCUCUACAUCCAGGAGCGCGCUGGGACUUCCACCUAUAUUGACACCCGCACCGUGUUUCUGAGCAAGUACCCGAAGAAAGGCAACUAUGUGCUUGUCCCGACCAUGUUUCAGCAUGGCCGCACCAGCGAGUUUCUCCUGAGAAUCUUCUCUGAAGUGCCUGUCCAGCUCAGGGAACUGACUCUGGACAUGCCCAAGAUGUCUUGCUGGAAUUUGGCUCGUGGCUACCCGAAGGUAGUUACCCAGAUCACUGUCCACAGUGCUGAGGGCCUGGAGAAGAAAUAUGCCAAUGAAACUGUGAACCCAUAUUUGGUCAUCAAGUGUGGAAAGGAUGAAGUCCGUUCUCCUGUCCAAAAGAAUACUGUUCAUGCCAUUUUUGACACACAGGCCAUUUUCUACAGAAGGACCACUGACAUUCCUAUUAUAGUACAGGUCUGGAACAGCCGAAAAUUCUGUGAUCAAUUCUUGGGGCAGGUUACUCUGGAUGCUGACCCCAGUGACUGCCGUGAUCUGAAGUCUCUGUACCUUCGUAAGAAGGGUGGUCCAACUGCGAAAGUCAAGCAAGGCCACCUCAGCCUUAAGGUUAUUUCCAGCGAUGAUCUUACUGAGCUCUAAAUCUCCAGCUCCAGAAAAACCUGACAGCUUUCCACCCUUUUAUUUUCUGUCAGAUGCCAGAUCUUGUCUCAGAUUCAUAAUCUUUAAAAAAAGAAAUUAAUAGUAAUUAACUUUUCCUUUCUUCUGAUAAGUUCCCCAUACCUCCCGAUCCAAGUAGCAUCAGUAGCUACAUAACCUAUAUACCUCCAGCAGCUGGACAGGGGGAGGUGACAGUCUUAUCCAGAGAUCAUAUGGAUGUUUGCCAAGAAAUAUCUCUGGAGCUUCCGGGGGUGAGAUUCAAGCAGGACAACAACAGUUUGGAUACCCUACAGAUGUCUUUGCUGCUUUCAGGUGCCCAAUAUAUCUCCUCUGUAGAGCAUGUUGAGGAAGGGGGAGGGGUGAUCAAGGCCAAGCUGGUCUAGCCUGACAUCCCUGCUUCUUACUGAACACUACAAACAACCCUGAAGCAUUGUAUUCCACAGCCAGAGCCUGCUUAUAAGUCCCCAGCCCUUACACCACCAUCACCACCACCGUCACUCCCACCAUCACCACCACCAGUAUCACUACACCAUCAUCAUCACCUCCGGAAAGUGUAGUCCUGCAUUAACCUAAGUCACCUCCCAUAGUAGGUUUUACUUUCAUGUUGAGGAAGCUUCCUUGGUGCUUAAUCAAGAGCUCGAGUUCAGCGAGGCCUAGAUAGUGGGAAGGGCCUGAGCUCCAGCUCAGUGGAAGCCAGCUGUGUGCCACAAGAGGGAAAACGGAAGAAGCUGCAGUGGGAGACAAAGCCUCUGUCCCCCACCCAUCCACACACACACCUACACUCACACACGCGCAUUUAGGCGCGCACGAACUACCAUUCAGGCCGUCAGUGGGCAAGAGGAAGAAUGUAUAAGUACCACACACCCGGAAAAGAUAAGAAAAUUCAUCCAGGCAUAGUACAGCCAGUUUUGGGCCCCUGACUGCAAUGUGAAACCUCCUGCUGCUGCUAGGUUUACAAACAAGCCCAUUGUCCUGUGCCUCCUAAUGUCAUUGGUACUGAAGAUCCCAUCUGAGGCCUUGAGGCUUUGGUUACAACCCAGGCCCCUCAAGCAUUUUUCUCACUUGGGAAGCUUCCCUCCCUGAGGGUGUUUGUUUGCCCUCUUAUUUUUUCAGUACUUCUACAGAAUUUUCUCUAGAGUCAGUCAUUCCAAAAUGUUCUUCCCUCCAUCUCAUCUAUCAACAUUCUACCCCUCCUUUAAGGCCCAGCAUAAAUGCCACCUCCUCCAUGAAGCCUUUCCUAAACCCCCAAAUCCCCACCUCCAACAAUAUUUCAAUGCUUCUGCAAUGUUAAAAAAAAACCCACAUAGUUGUAGUACCUAGUGUAGUCCAGCACGCAUUCAUUUAAAAAAUAUUUUGUAGAGUUUUUUUUAGCUUGCUCAUUUUCUAUCAUAUUUUUCAGCCUGUGUUACUUCUGCAGUGCCUUCACUACACUGCCUUACAUAAUCCAAACCACAAUAAAGUUCAAAUUCAAUA
Molecule: messenger RNA, 3617 nt
Organism: Myotis brandtii (Brandt's bat)
Lineage: Eukaryota; Metazoa; Chordata; Mammalia; Chiroptera; Vespertilionidae
Gene: CAPN6
Product: calpain 6
Exons: 13
Coding region: 201-2126 (641 amino acids)
Biological process (GO): proteolysis
Cellular component (GO): cytoplasm
Molecular function (GO): calcium-dependent cysteine-type endopeptidase activity
Source: RefSeq, a predicted model, not a curated record